AAAACACUCUUUCCCCCCACAAAAAAUUAGUCUGAGAAAAGUUUUUGUAUGUAAUAUAAUUUUCUAAAGGAAAAUAAUCGCGACGUUUUCAACGAGUAAAUCAGUGCGUCCACCCCGCUAUUAGCUGGAAGGCUGACGCUUUUGGAGCAGGCUGCCCCGGAAUCGCUAACAUUCCAGCUAGAAGCUGAAGAGGAGCCUGUCGGCCGGGCUGCAUUCGCGGAGCAAAAUCAAAUCCGGUCGGAGCACUGGAGCAAUCAUUAAUCAUUUAGAAAUCUAAAAACAACACCGUGUGCAUCCUCUGAGAAGCACGGAAAGAAAUCGAAACUCAACACAGGACGCACAUCUACCAUCUUCUUCACACAACUGUUCAAGAGCGAAGCUGUCAAGAUCUGAGGGUCUCAAGAAUGACGGUGCGACACGAAGACUCGGCCCAGUGGGUCGCAAAUUACUACGACGAUUCGAUGACGCGUACGGAGGUGGAAGAGAUCGUGGAGAAGACAUGGGCUACUAAUGAGACCGAGACAGCAACUGCAGACUUCUUCAUGGAUUCGUGCACUUUAAAGUGCAAUCCACCCCGUUCGCUUCCUAACGAAGCAGCAAUGGAGAAGAUCUUCCAAGAGUACAACUACUUGAAGGACUCGAGUGCGAUGGUGUACACACGCUGUAAGGCUGGAGACAACAAGCACAUCUUUCGUCGUACUGAUAUCCCCAACGGAAGCAAGUGGGGUUUUCUGCGAGGCCAAAACCGAGCUGCUGCACUUCGUAAGAUCGGACAUGAAAAAGGAAAAGAUGUCCUGGCGCAGGUGUUGAAGAAAGCGAAGAUCAAGGUACUAUCUUUCUAAAGAUUGUAUAUCGCCUGCCUAUACUUCCUUAUCUGAUUUCAUCUACCCACGCGUUGGACUUGACUGAUCGUCAUACUGCUAGACGUGUGUGCAAUAUGAAGAUACUUGUAUAACUAAAACUCGACGUGUAGUCAUCGCGUCUCUCCUCCACAUCCUAUCACCUCAAGCUUCCUCUUCCAACCACAACCACAGAUGAUCGAAUUCAGGAGUGACAUUUUGGAGCAUAAGGAGUUGUUGAACUUAUAUUGCAAGUUCGGGAAUAAAGAAGGCAAAGCGCUCAAGAGUCAGACUCAUGAGAUGGCCCAAGCCAUCCCCGGAAUUGUUGCUGGUUUGGCUUCGCAGGACGCGAAGAAGCGCGCGAAAAAAGUUGCUGUAUCUAUUAUCUCACAUUCGAUAACACUUAGACUUAUGUAGCAUCAAGAUCGAAAGUAGUAGUAGCUGUAGCAUCUUCUCAUCCAAUUCCAUCUACGUCUCCUGCUAAUGACUGAGUGGCGAAGCUGUUGGGUUCGAAGUCUAAAUCUAAAAAAUCUAAAGACUUUCCUUCCUUCAUUUUCAAUCCUACUUCCCCAACCACUACCACAACCAUAACAGGAGAUCUUUCCAAACGUCACUGCCGAAGAUGUGACGAACAUGAUCACGUACGGGAAUCAAGGGCUGUUUCAAGAGGGCAGCCUCACAGCAAAAUACGCGGUGGCUUAUCUUUGCGACGAUAAAACUGAUUCGAACCCGAUCAUGUCGUUCAUGAAGGUAGUGAUGUUUCAAGGUUUUCGAUUGUUAUAGCGAUAAGACAGCUCCAUGUCACCUCUUCAUCUUUUAAGAUUGAGGCACUCACUUUGUGAUAGUGAUUGGGACUGGGUUUGGUGCCGUUGUAAUCUCAGCAAUGUUUGGCGAACAUGGAUAUCUUUUAUUUCGUCACUCUUUGUGAAUGAAGAUCAGAAUGAGCGACAUUGUGGUUUCUACUAUAGAUCUCUUAGACUUGGCAUCUUCCUCUUCUUACUCAAAUAUCAGAACAAUGCGAGCAAAUGGACCAGAGAGUAUGCGGACGAGGAAAAAGAACUACUAACGGCUUUUCACAUCGUGGCGAGGUUCAGACAUGGCAUCGCCUUUGACGAUGACGAUGCCAUCAUUUUUCAACAACACCUGCUCAAGCACUUGCGUGGACUUGACCGUGAAGACCUUGAGGCCGUGGGUGCGGAGGUGCUGCUGCAGGCAGUAACCCUCAAGCGUGUUGCCGAUUUGGAGGCGAAAACGAAGCUGAAGGAGAAGGAGGCCAAGGAUUUGGAGGAGCAGACCAAGAUGAAGGGUGACUUGGACCAGAAGUUUGGAGAGGUGCCGCUCUUUUGGACCGACGACAACAGCGAUGCCACCAAGCUGGGCACUGCCGCCAUCAAGUUCGCUGAGGCCAUGAUCCCGGAGGGCUAUGAAAGAGCCCCAGGCAGUUUGGCGGUACUUUAUACUAUGACUGACUCCCAGUACAUCUAAUUCUAAAUAAUCUAAAGAGUAACUGAGUCGUUGUUUUUCCAUGCUUUCGUCGAUGGGCGGGCAAAUGUCGCUGGAGGGCAACAUCUUGCGCCUGUGCGUUUCCUCUAUGAAUGUGAGGGUGUGGGUUUGGCUCUGACACGGUCUGAUAUUCCUUUGGAGACGGCGCCAAGGUUCAACUUCAAGGUCAGUUUCAGUUCCAUGCUCAUACCAACGCUAAGGCUUUGUGCGCACGAGUGUUGCGUCAGACUCGAUCUACGCUCGCCACUUGUUGCGCCUGACCCUAGCGACCUCGCGGCUCCGUCGAUUACUGCGACUUCGACUUCUUUGGGGUGGACUCGUUCUUGCGAUAGCGACGUGUUGCGUUUCAGCACCCCGCACGACGAUGAUAGAGACAAUUAACUUUACCAUACCAUUUCCAGUGCCAGUCUCCUUAUCCACCUCCUCUUUGCUAUGAGAAUGAGAGUCAGAAUGAUUUAGGUUUUGACUUUAUGCAUAGGGAUGUCCACUUGGGCUUGGCAUUGAUGUUGAUUACACACUUCGCCUACUCCUCUUCCUCUAUCUUUUAAAUCAAAGUCACCAGCACCAACUCCAUCUCCAACACCAUUUCCAGAAUCUAAAUACUCUACGAAUACCAUCCAAACUUCAAUCAGGUUUUGCCGAAGCAGCGCGCACUAGUCCAACAGCUUUCCACCGCGAACGGUACUCCCUCGGUGGGCUGCCAGGUCGUGUUUCGUUCCGAGUGCAUCUCCUCCGCCUUGAAGGCCAAGCGACCGGGGAUUCUGGAGGAGUCCCAGGGCAUGAUCCAGAGCAGCGGUGUCAAUCCACCGCCAGACAGCCGCGAGAAGUUGGGGCGAAUGGAGAAGUCCGCCUUGAUCUACCUCGCGAGGAUGGAGAAGGAGAUCAAGUCGCAACGCGAGCGCCGUGCUGAAAUUCUCAAGACGCUUAAAGAGAACAAGAAGGCUGUGGCCGCCGCGAAAGCCACGCAAAGCAAGAAGGGCAAGGGUUCGAAGGGCAAGGUCUUGGCCAUCGAGGACGGCCAGAAGGCGAAUACUGCAGAAUUGAAAGCUGAUGCUACAGGGGUACUAUCGUUUAUGAGCAAGUCCUGAUGUAGAAGUUGUAGUAGACAGACUAAACUCUAGUCCUCUCGCCAAGUCUUAGCUCUACUCUGAUUCUGAUACUGAUACUGAUUUGAAAACGAGACUUCGACACUCCUUCCUCUACUUCCAAACUUUACACCUAUGCAUGUAUCUAUAAUGGGAUCAGAGUACUUCUGUCUCCACCAUUACGUUCUACUUCUAUCAGUAUCUCCCUCUCUCCCGUCUUUGCUCUAAACUAAAUGUCAUCUUUCAAUCUCUCACCACUGACAGGACGAUGGUGCGGACGAAGAUUCGAAGUUGACCGAGGCGGUUCGCAAGGACCAACUGAAAGAGAAUCCUGGUCGCUUCAAUGAACUCGACAAGAACGGAGAAAUCAACGAGUUUCUCGUGGCACCGCUUCCAGGCAAGAAGGCUGACACCAUGUACACUGCGCAGACCGGGGUGGUGCAGAACCUUGACGAAGAGGAGAAUACCACUGCCAAGCAGAGCGGUUACCGCGAGAGUCCACACAUUCCGGGUCUUGUCGAAGUUUGGGAUCCAUCGGAAGAGGAUUGGAUAUCCGAAACUGACAUUCUCAGCAGUACCGACUAUGACUCUCCGGAUUUGGCAGAGCUGUUGUGGCCUGGACGUAAACGUCCGCCGUACGUUUCUCUUGCUAAGCGUCCAGGUGAACAAGAAGCUCGUAUUGUUCCACGUGACGUCUUGAAAGUGGAUCCACUUUAUCAUUUGCACAACGCGCAGAUUUUCCAAGAGUUUCCACUGAGUGCUGCUUCCAGUGGCGUCGUUCUGGACUUCUGCUGCGUUCAGGUCGGCAAGCCAGGUGAUCCGCAUAACCUGUCGAAGCGUUGCGUGCGCUACAAAGCAUCACCGAAUGCCAAUUACAAGGCUGUGACGAACGUGUGCAUCUUCCCGGUUGAGGUCACCUUCUCCAUCUACGAUUACCCUGCACUUAUUCGCACUUGUCUGGAGUACAAUGACGAGUACAGGCCGACUCAUGGCAAGUCGUUUCCCGGUCGCCUUCCUUCUGACAACAUCUACAUCUCUGCCUGCAGUCACUCUUUCGAGAGUGGCGAUCUUGAUUGGGAAGUGGAUCCUUCGGGUUCGGAUGAAUAUGAUGUUCCUCACAUGACGGAUGGCAGUGGCAUUGGCAGUCCGACCCGUUCCAAGGCGGCCUCGCAAGAUGGUGGCGCGGGUGAGAUCCAUGAGGGCACGAAGGGUUCCGACCACGACGGCGCGCUUUUCGAAACUGACAUGAACGGUGGCAACGACGGCGCCGUCGACCUCGACGACGAUAAUCUAUGUGGCGCGAAGACCAACGAGGACGUGCCCAAAGCCGAGGACGUGUCCAAAGCCGAGGACGCAGGGAGCGAGACCAAGACCACGUCAGUCAACACCAACGACGACGUCAAGACCACGUCCGAGGACAAAGAUGGCGAAGACGAUGCAGGCGCCGCUGGUUCUGGUACGACUGGUUCUGGUGGUGCUAAGAGGAAGAUGCAGGCCAUGAAGACUGCCACUGCGCGCACCACCGCCUCUAAAUCGAAAACGGCGUCGACCUCGAACUCGAGUAAGACGAAAAACGCAGAGGCAGUUGCUGCUGACAACGGUGAGAAGGUGAAGAAACCUCGUGGCAGACCAACGAAGUCCAAGGCCAAUGAUGCGGAAGCCGCCACCGAGACCAAGGCCUUGAACCAGGAGAAGCCGGGUGAGACCGCAACAAAGCGAUCUGCGGUUCCGACAGGUGAUACGCCGCCGCGUGAAACGAAGAAGAUGAAGGGUGUGAACGCGGACGAGGACGUUUUGGGCAUGAACGCCAUGGAGGAUCAGGAUGGCCUUGUGCUCGGUAUCGGUCCUACGACUUCGAGUUCGACCAACAAGAAUACGUCUACGAAAUCGAAAACCGACGUGGCCGUGCGCACGUCUGAUCAGGUGAAGGAGGAUCGCGAUCGUCGGAUGCGCCAACGACUCAACGAGUCGACGGCCUCCUCGUGCGAAUAUCCCUCCCACCGAUUCAGCUGUCGCCAAACGUUCAAGAUCGUGGUACCGCUUCCGUUGGUGGUCAAGCGCAAGAAGGCCUCAGCCAAGAAUGGCGGGGACGCCGUCGCUGACGAGCUUGAGGCUGCUGGCUUGUUCUAG
Molecule: messenger RNA, 5557 nt
Organism: Amoebophrya sp. A25
Lineage: Eukaryota; Dinophyceae; Syndiniales; Amoebophryaceae
Source: the annotation of a GenBank genome assembly